This is a messenger RNA of Ailuropoda melanoleuca (giant panda), 879 nucleotides long. RefSeq names its product peroxisomal membrane protein 2 (gene PXMP2). Gene Ontology annotation, cellular component: cytoplasm; peroxisomal membrane. The coding region runs from base 10 to 606 and encodes 198 amino acids. The transcript is spliced from 5 exons. Lineage: Eukaryota; Metazoa; Chordata; Mammalia; Carnivora; Ursidae. The record is from RefSeq and is a predicted model, not a curated record.
GAGGAGGCGAUGGCGCCGGCGGCGUCGAAGCUGCGGGCCGGGGCCGGGGCCGGGGUCGGGGCGCUCCCGCAGCGGGCGCUCGCCCAGUACCUGCGCGUCCUGCGGCUUUACCCGGUGCUCACCAAGGCGGCCACCAGUGGCAUUUUGUCAGCACUUGGGAACUUCCUGGCCCAGCUGAUUGAGAAGAAGCGGGAAAAAGAAAACUGCUCUCAAAAGCUAGAUGUCAGUGGGCCUCUCAGAUAUGCCAUUUAUGGGUUCUUCUUCACAGGGCCACUGAGUCACUUCUUGUACCUCUUCAUGGAGCACUGGAUCCCUUCCGAGGUCCCCUGGGCUGGGGUCAAGAGGCUCCUGCUGGACCGCCUCCUCUUUGCACCGGCCUUCCUGUUGUUGUUCUUCCUCAUCGUGAACUUCCUGGAGGGGAGAGACGCAGCUGCUGUCGCUGUCCAGAUAAGGAGAAGCUUCUGGCCGGCACUGCGCAUGAACUGGCAAGUCUGGACCCCAGCGCAGUUUGUCAACAUCAACUACGUCCCUUUGCAGUUCCGAGUGCUUUUUGCCAACCUGGUGUCUCUGUUCUGGUACAUCUACCUGGCCUCUCUGGGGAAGUGAAGAUGACCUGAAGCGAAUGCAGACACACUGACCAUGUGGGUCUAGGGACCCACCGGCCUAGGGUGAGGGAGCCAAACAACCUGGUCGGGACUUUAUCUGACUCCAGAUCAUGUGCUUGAAGAUGGAGAAACAAAUCUUUUAACGUAAGAAUUUUGUGUUUUAAAAAGGCAGAAACUAUCUUCAGUGAUGCUGCCUCAGAGUCAUAAAAAACAGUAGUGUUGACUUCACUUGUCACCUUGAAUUACGGUAACAGUAAACUACAAUGUAACUUUU